UCUACAAAUGAAUUCAAGAAUAACUUAUCAUGAUUAUAUUCUCGUGAAUUACUGUCAAUAAUAUUCGUUAUGCCAAAAAUUCUAGCCUCUGGGAUUACCGUUUAGUCGAACGAGCCGAUUGGCUGUCGGAUAGAGAACUUCCCAAGAGAGGAUCCCAAAAAUCUCAAGCUCGGCAACUUCACUUCGCUCGCGUAAAUUCGCGAUAAUCAGCGGCCGGCUGUCAGUAGCUUGCUGUUAUCACGAAUCCUGGCACGAUAACGAUGCGCUUUCGCAGACGUAGGUGAGAUCGAGCGCGACGUUGACAGGAGCAAGGGUGCCGCGAAGGCACGUGCGGAUCAGCUGAUUGGCGGAGGGCUCCGAGACCGAGAGCUGUCACACAUCCGUCGUCUUCAGUCGCAGGCGAAAUCAUCGUCAUGGCGGGCUUUGUACUCCGGGUGAAGACCAAGUCGGGUCAGAAAAUCGUUAAUGGCCUCGCUCCCCACGAUAAAGUGUUCCAACUGAAGGCGAAGCUCGCCGAGCUUACCGGGGUACCCGUCGCCGCCCUCCACGUGCUCUCCGGUUUCCCACCCAAGCCUGUCAAUCUGGACGCGACCGACGCCACCAUCGAACGCAUCGGCAUCAUCUCCGGGGACACCCUCAUCGUCGAGGAGAAACAGAUCAUGUUUAGAUCCAACGAUUUUGGACGAUCACACAUUGUCGAUCAGGAAAGUUUCGCCAAUGCUCCCGGUGUGCUUAUGAGGAAAGUCGUGCCUGCAGACAACUCUUGCCUCUUCACCAGUGUGGGCUAUGUUUUGAAUGGGAAGGUUGACACCAGCUGUGCCAGUUUCAUGAGAGAGAUUAUAGCAAACGCGGUGGCAGCUGAUCCGGACGAAUAUUCGGAAGCAUUUCUGGGCAGACCGAAUGCUGAUUAUUGCAAAUGGAUCCUCAAAGCAGAUUCCUGGGGCGGCGCCAUCGAGUUGUCAAUCCUGUCCAAGUUCUAUGGCUUAGAGAUAGCGGUGAUUGAUAGCAUUAAUGCAAUUAUUAACAGAUUUGGCGAGGACCAACAUUACGCCCAACGGGUUUUUCUCAUAUUUGAUGGCAUCCACUAUGAUCCACUUUAUCUGGAGCCGCUUGACAGCGGCAGCAUUCAAACGAUCUUUCCUACUGAAGAUGAAAGGAUGUUGCUGGAAGCUGCCCAGCUCGCGAGAGAAGCAAGAUCGAGUCGUCAGUUUACGGAUGUACAAAAGUUCACUUUGAUGUGCAUCGACUGCAAAAUUAGACUGAACGGACAGGCGGCGGCGCAACAGCACGCUAAGGACACUGGUCACACGAAUUUUGGCGAAGUGGCAGCGUAGCCUCCUCACAUCGUCUGCUCAUAUUAUCAAAUUCUUCGAUUUUUUUUGUAUAACAAAAAUCGAACGAUGGGAAGUUUCAUGCUUAUGCUGGAAAAAGAGAGAAAAAGAGAAGAGCACAUGAGUGAUAUUAUGAAUUGUAUUGAAACGUAUAUUUUGUGCAAUUAUAUGCUAGGUAAUAAUUUUAGUAAUUAUUAUAUAUUUUUUAGGUAAUUGUA
Messenger RNA from Camponotus floridanus (Florida carpenter ant), 1549 nucleotides. It is a transcript of the gene Yod1, whose product is annotated as ubiquitin thioesterase OTU1. NCBI's taxonomy places the organism in Eukaryota, Metazoa, Arthropoda, Insecta, Hymenoptera, Formicidae. Gene Ontology annotation, molecular function: cysteine-type deubiquitinase activity. The transcript is spliced from 5 exons. Gene Ontology annotation, cellular component: cytosol; nucleus. The coding region runs from base 414 to 1334 and encodes 306 amino acids. Gene Ontology annotation, biological process: protein deubiquitination; endoplasmic reticulum unfolded protein response. The record is from RefSeq and is a predicted model, not a curated record.